Messenger RNA from Closterium sp. Yama58-4, 1302 nucleotides. NCBI's taxonomy places the organism in Eukaryota, Viridiplantae, Streptophyta, Zygnematophyceae, Desmidiales, Closteriaceae. The record is from the annotation of a GenBank genome assembly.
AUGAACUUUGAUGCUAUCAUUGCUGGCAUGUAUGCUCUGUCUACUAGUGUUGAGGGUGACUGUUACUUGUGUGCGCCGUAUGACCCUGGUAUAGAGGCUGCUGCUCUAGGUGCUAGUGAGUCUGCUCUCUCUGGUACUGCACCUGCUGAGGCCUUGCACACCUUCACGCUUGACUCAUCGUGUGGCGAUCUGUACGUGCUCUCGGACUGGCCGUCACCUGGUCACGUUUACUCGUCGGCUGGGGUCGAGUGUGUACACACUGACUACUGCGCCGCCUCAGGUCGCUGCGUCCGCUCAGGUGUCCCCAUCAGCAAGGGUGAGGUCCCUACUGUUUUGAUCCCUUGGAUCCGCGCUGUCCGUCUCCAGCUCCGCGAGCGGUUCCACACGGACCUUCCUGUCCUGCGUCUGCACUCUGACAGAGGUAGUGAGUUCUCCUCCGACCUCUUGAGGUCCUUUUGUGAGGAGGAGGGCAUUCACCAGUCGUUCACCCUUCCAGCCUCCUUGCAGCAGAAUGGGAUUGCUGAGCGCCACAUUGGCUUAGUCAUGGAGGUCGCUCGUACCUCCAUAAUCUAUUCGGCUACUCCCCAUUUUCUGUGGCCGUUUGCGGUCCGUUACGUGGCGCAUCAGCUCAACCUCUGGCUUCGUGUCUCCUUGCCGGAGACCUCGCCUACACUUCGUUGGACGGGGAAGGUUGGCGAUGCGUCCGCGUUCCGGGUCUGGGGUUCCUGUGCCUUUGUCUGCAAUUCCACCGCGGGCAAGCUCUCCUCUCGCGCCAUUCCCUGCAUCUUCCUUGGCUUUCCCCCUGAUGCGCCUGGUUGGCAGUUUUACCACCCCACCUCGCGUCGUGUCUUCCCCUCUCAGGACGUCACGUUUGACGAGUCGGUUCCCUUUUACCGUCUCUUCUUCUACCGCACUGCCUCUCUCCCCCCCCCUGCUGCUCUUCCUUGCUCCAGGUCCCCCUCCGUUGUGCACGUCGAGGUCACUGGUGACUCAGGUGCUGCUGGGGGUGGUGCUGCUCGGGGUGCUGAGCCUGGGGGUGCUGAGUCUGGGGGUGCUGCGUCUGGGGGUGCUAAGCUUGGGGGUUCUGAGCUUGGGGGUGCUGAGCAUGGGGGUGCUGAGCUUGGGGGUACUGAGCUUAGGGGUGUUGCUUUUGGGGGUGCUGAGCCUAGGGGUGCUGAGCCUGGGGGUGCUGAGCCUGGGGGUACUGAGCCUGGGGGUGCUGAGCCUGGGGGUGCUGCUCCUAGGGGUUCUGAGCCUGGUGGAGUUGGGUCUACUGGUAGUCUUCCGAGUGCCUCGCCUUAG